Molecule: messenger RNA, 1014 nt
Organism: Cutaneotrichosporon cavernicola
Lineage: Eukaryota; Fungi; Basidiomycota; Tremellomycetes; Trichosporonales; Trichosporonaceae
Exons: 1
Coding region: 1-1014 (337 amino acids)
Source: RefSeq, a predicted model, not a curated record
AUGCCCAUCGAGACCGAACUCAAGACACCUGUCAAGCUGACGAAGGCGGACGGUUCCUUCAACCGAGCAGCGCACGGGUGGGCGCGCCAACCGAUCGUCGACACCUCGGGCAUCGACGGCACCGUGCUGAACGGCAAGAACAGGCGCUGGGAGUACUGGUGUGUGCUCACGCCGACACAUAUUCUCGCGUUCUCGAUCGCCGACAUCGACUACUUUGCGCCGGCGAGUGUGUGGAUUUUUGAUCGGAAGAAGAAUAAGCCUUUGGUCAACUAUGCGAGCAUCGGGGCGGUCGGCAGUAUAAAGCUCUCUCCGAACGUCGAGGACGGGCCACAUCGCGCCUACCAUUCGAGUGCGGAUGGCGAGCUCGUUAUUGACAUCGAGCACGUUGAAGGCGGUACGCGGAUCCGCGCCUCGGUUCCGGGUGGUAGUUUUGACGUGUUGGCAUCUUUGCCGAAAGACCACGAACGAACCGCCGUGGUCGUGCCCUGGUCAGACGAUCUGUUCCAGUACACGCUCAAGGACAUUUCGCGCCCCGCCACAGGAUCCGUCACGGUCGGCGGCGAGACGUUCCCGGUCCCACAAGGAUCGUGGGCAAUUCUCGACCAUGGACGCGGUCGAUGGCCGUCGGACGUCCACUGGAAUUGGGGGGCGGGAUCAGGGAGGCUCGCUGAUGGCCGCGUUGUGGGGUUACAGGUCGGCGAUAAGUGGACAGACGGCACGGGGUCGACUGAGAACUCGUUCCUCGUCGGCACAAGGGUAUACAAGAUCGGCGACAAGCUCAAGUGGGAGUACGAUACGAGUAAUUGGAUGGACGUGUGGCGUAUCUCUGGCGGCGGGCUCGACGCGUCUCUCACGCCGUUCUAUGAUAAGGCGUCCUCGGUGAAUACGCCAGAGGUCAAGAGCCGCACAGACCAGUGCUUCGGUAUCUGGAAGGGCAAGUUUGACACAGGGGACGAGGUCGUCGAGUUCGAGGACAUUGUCGGCUUUGUCGAGGAUGUUGAGAAGACCUGGUAG